CUAUUAUCAGCCGACCACGUACACAUGUUAUACAUUGGAAUAUUCAUCUUUGCGCCGUAAUUCAGUAAAAUUCUGAUAACUAAUUAUAAUAUUACAGUUACCUGUUACGAUUUAAUUUAAAUUUGAAUUAUAUUCUCUAUAUAUACACGUAUAGCUAAUUUGUUUUAUUUUGCUGAUUGCCUUUUUAUUUUUAUUUUUUUUGUCAACAGAAGCUCUAAUUAAUUUGUGCGUUACACAAAAGGGUUAUGAAUGAGGACGAUCAUCGUCAUGUUUACAUGAUGAGUGAGGGGGUCUUGGGUAAUGUUGAAGAAUUUUUUGAUUUCUCAAGUGAUGGUGGUGAUAAUUAUUGUUAUAAUUAUUGUGAUAAUAACGCACAAAUUUCUGCUGCUAAUUCUCAUGGCGAAGAAGGAUGUGGAGUUACGCCCACUUCCGAGGAGAAUGAAAUUAACAACGAAGCAAAUGCUGGCGAAAAGGAUUGGGUCACAAGUUUCUUCGAUCCACAAUUCGACAUUGACAUUCCGGCCACCUUCGUCCCUGUUAAUGAUUUCAUUGACAACGACGAGUCUGUGUUCGGCCCAUUAAGCCCGAAGUCCGUGCUGGACGAGCCCAUCAUUAUCAGCCUCAACCAAGAAGGACCGUCCUCCUCGUCGAUCUCACGGCCCCCAAUUCGGCGUAUGCCCACAAAGCCCAUCCCGGCCCGGCCCCGCACCAAGCGAGCUCGUCGGCCAGCAUCGGUCCGCUUCACCGCCCCGGUCAUCUCUCCAUCCGUCGAGGGCCCUCCGGCGAUACCGGCAUUUCUCGACGCGACCGAGGGGCCCAUGAAAAUUCACCCGGUGAGGAAAAUGAAGAAGGAGGCCCCCAGAGUCGACGAUCACCCUGAUGGAAUUUUGCCGUUGAGAAAAUGCAAGCAUUGUGGGGUUUCAAAGACGCCACAGUGGAGAGCAGGCCCAACGGGCCCUAAAACCCUGUGCAACGCCUGUGGGGUCAGAUACAAAUCGGGCCGGUUAUUCCCCGAAGCUAGUUUAGGGUGGAGGAUUAGCUUAAGGAUUGAUGUAUUUAGAUUAGUGUCGGAUAAUCAGGCGUCGGAGGCUCUGGGUUCGAGAGGCGGCGGAGGAGGCAGCGGAGGAGGCAGCGGAGGAGUAGGGAUUGGGGUUGGGAUUGAGGUGGAGAAAGAGCUCAGCUGCCCUAGAGAGAGAAAAGAAGAGAUUUAG
Asparagus officinalis (garden asparagus) is the source of this 1211-nucleotide messenger RNA. RefSeq names its product GATA transcription factor 5-like. The record is from RefSeq and is a predicted model, not a curated record. Gene Ontology annotation, biological process: regulation of DNA-templated transcription. The coding region runs from base 246 to 1211 and encodes 321 amino acids. The transcript is spliced from 4 exons. Gene Ontology annotation, molecular function: sequence-specific DNA binding; zinc ion binding. Lineage: Eukaryota; Viridiplantae; Streptophyta; Magnoliopsida; Asparagales; Asparagaceae.